Molecule: messenger RNA, 1199 nt
Organism: Oryzias latipes (Japanese medaka)
Lineage: Eukaryota; Metazoa; Chordata; Actinopteri; Beloniformes; Adrianichthyidae
Product: ras-related protein Rab-27B
Molecular function (GO): GTP binding; GTPase activity
Source: RefSeq, a predicted model, not a curated record
CCUCCCUGGAUCACAUGUCCAGCUUGGGGGGGGUUUGGCAGUGUGACCGCCGUUCUCUGGUGGCCAUCGACUGUUUCAGAUCUGAAUGGACCUGAGUUCUUCCUGAAGGUCCUGCUCAGCGGCACUAUGGUGGACUGGGACUACGACUACCUGAUCAAGCUGCUGGCGCUGGGCGACUCCGGCGCGGGGAAGACCACCUUCCUGCACAGGUACACCGACAACAAGUUCCACCGCAGGUUCACCACCACGGUGGGCAUCGACUUCAGGGAGAAGAGGGUGGUGUACGUUGGGACGGGGGCCGAUGGGGCGAGUGAGAGGAGCUUCAGGGUCCACCUCCAGCUGUGGGACACGGCGGGACAGGAGAGGUUCCGCAGCCUCACAACGGCGUUCUUCAGGGACGCCAUGGGCUUCCUGUUGAUGUUCGACCUGACCAAUCAGCAGAGCUUUGUGAACGUCAGGAACUGGAUGAGUCAGCUGCAGGCCAACGCGUACUGCGACAGCCCAGAUGUGGUGCUGGUGGGCACUAAGGCAGACCUCAAGGACAUGAGGAACGUCCACGCCAGACAGGCUCGAGAGCUGGCAGAGCGAUACGGCAUCCCUUACUUUGAGACCAGCGCGCUGACAGGAGCGGGUGUGGACCAGGCCGUUACCACCCUGCUCAAUCUGGUGAUGAAGAGGAUGGAGCAGGGGGCGUACGGCUCGGAGCCCAACGGCAGCCACAGCUGCAGUCGUGAGGUGGAGGAGGCUCCUGUCAGGAGGAGGUGCGCCUGCUGAUGGGAGGAGAAGACCUUCAAAAACUGGAAAGAGGCCGAAUUUCUAUCGAUUCUUUCAACACAAAAUGAUCAAACUUCAGAUUUUUACCUGGAAUUUUCUACCUCGAGGUGUUUUUCCGGCCAUAAUAACCAGUAAAUUCACGUCUUUGAUCCUUUUUUGUGACUUUUUUAAAGGAUAAUUGUAACGUUUUGUAGAAUUCUUUAGUCUAAAUUAGAAAUAAAUGUCAAUUUGGCAAAAUAUGGAGUCCUAAAUGGAGACAUUGUGGUGGUUUGAGAAGAACACUGGAGCAUCUUCAUGAUGAAGAGUCUGGAGUGAGGUCAGACGUUUCAUGGAGGCUUCUUCUAAUGAAUUAAUGAUCCUAAACAUUUCCUUUUUGAACCUUUCACAUUAAAAGCAUGGCUGAUUAUGGAUUUUGCUAUGAAGAA